UGAAGACCCGUCCGACCGCCAUGCCGCCCAAGAAAAGGGGAGAGCGCCACGACUCAGACGUUGUUGAGGAGAGGAAUGCCCAGGCUCAGCUUGAGAAGGCCAAGUACCGGCCGGUGGCGUUCGCCGUGCGCUGCAACUUCUCGUACACGCCGGCAGACGACGACAACGUGCCCGUGCAUGGACACGCCGUCACCUACGAGGCCAGAGACUUCCUGCACAUCAAAGAGAAGUUCAACAACGAGUGGUGGAUCGGCCGCCCGGUGAAGGAGGAUGGUGUGGUGGGCUUCAUCCCCAGCCCGGUCAACCUGGAGACCAUCCUCAUCAGGAGAGAGGUGCAGGCCAGGAAGGCUGCCAAGGCCCUAGCCACCAAAGCUGCGUCUCAAGUCGUUCAGGAUUUGAACUCCAAGAAGUACACCCCUCCUUCACAAGCUAACCAGCAAGUAAAAAAGAAACCGGGGGAGCAGAUUGCCAUGUAUGAUGUGGUGCCCACCAUGCGUCCCGUGGUGCUCAUGGGACCCUCGCUGAAGGGGCUGGAGGUUACAGAUAUGAUGCAAAAAGCACUUUUUGACUUUUUGAAACAUCGAUUUGAAGGCAGGAUAACGAUAACGCGAGUGACGGCAGACAUCUCUCUAGCCAAGCGCUCCAUCCUUAACAACCCUGGAAAGAAGGCCUUAAUGGACCGCUCCAACACACGCUCUCAUCUAGCCCAGAUCCAGGGGGAGGUAGAGCGGAUCUUUGAGCUGGCGCGCAGCAUGCAGCUGGUGCUGCUGGAUUCAGACACCGUCAACCACCCCCUGCAGGUGUCCAAGACCUCGCUGGCCCCCAUCCUGGUCUAUGUCAAGAUCUCCCAGCCAAAGGUGUUGACCAGGCUGAUCAAGACUCGGGGGAAGUCUCAGACCAAGCAUCUUAACGUUCAGCUGGUGGCCGCAGACAAGCUGGCCCAAUGUCUGCCGGAAUCGUUCGACGUGAUCCUGGAUGAGAACCAGCUGUCGGACGCCUGCGAGCACAUGGCGGACUACCUGGAGACCUACUGGAGGGCCACGCACCCCCCCGAGAUGGAGCCCACCAACCCCCUGGUGCUGCAGCUUGCCGAGAACACGCUGCCUGUCAGCCCCCCGGCUCCUGUGACCCCUGAGGAGCAGAAGGAGAGGAGGCCCCCAGCCACCAAAAGGAAGGGCUCCCGCGAGAACCACCUAGCCCCGGAGCCCCCCUCGGCCCCCGGCCCCCCGGAGCAGAGGACCAGGGAGGGCGGCCGCAGGGAGGGUCCGAAGGAGGAGCAGCAGGAGGGUGAGCUGCGGGAACAGGGGCUGGAGGAAUCGCUCCUGAGGACAGAACCAAAGAGGGCCCAGCAUGGCCACCACCACCACCACCGACAGCAGCAGCAGCAGCAACCGUACGCAUAUCAGCAUCAGUACCACCAGCAUCACCGCGGCAACAGGCAGCCGCAGAGCGGGGAGAGCAACGAGACGGAGCAGAACAACGAGCGCAACCGGCAGCACCGACGCCCCCCCCACCACCCCCCCAGGACCCCCCGUAGGGACCACUACCCCGGGGGCCACCACAACCAACACAACUACCAGCACUACCACAGCAGGGACCGAGAGCGGGAGAGAGACAGAGACGGGGACAGGGGAGAGCGAGACGAGGACGGGAGACACUGGCACAGGGGUCCCCAUACAUACAGCUAGCCGCUGUCGGUGGGAUUGUGGCGCCGUUGUUGGUGUUUUAUUUGGGUCCGUGCAUGGGUUUUUGACGCCGCUCUGGUUGUAAACGCCACGAAGGAACGGUCGGAAUUGGCAAUGACUUCUGCCGUUCUGUAUGUCGUUCUUUGCUGAUGGUUGCCCGCCUCUGCCCCCUCCCUAGCAGUCGAAUCGCCUCGUGGUCUCGCACUCCUACCAUACCGGCCACGUCGCGGAGCGAUGGGCUUGGAUGGUCCACUUGAAAUGAUAGACCGUUUAUCUAAAAAGGAGUCGCUUGUCUUCCGCUUAAGUCACAAGUAAACACGUAAUAGUGAGUCAGUUGACCUGUCAACACAGACAAAGUUCAAGCAGUUGUCACUCCCAAAAUGAGACCGGUGUUCAGGGUGAAGCCCCAUGUCCUUGCCAUGAGUCUGUGUCACUUCCAGACCUAGAACGGGUGUUCGAGACUUCCCAAGCUGAAUCCGCAGCUGAUCGCCAGGUCGUGUGAUGAAAACCAUGAGAAAUCUCAACUUACAGUGUAUAUAUCUGGCUAUUCUUAAAGGCAACCUAUUAUUUUUUCUUCCUUGUUUUCUAUUGCUGUCUGGCAGUACAGUGGAUUAUUUAUGAAUUUAAUAAAUUAAAGUCUAUUAAUAAUUUUAUCACAACAAUAUUAGACUGGAAUGAGAUUGGUUGGUGACAGUUGUCCAUUAGGGAAUGAUGGCCACACAGACGCUGAGCUAUUUUGGAGCUUGUCAUGGACAUCAGUGCUUAACAUGUACCUUAUACCACCAUGAUCCAUCAGAACCAUUAAUAAUAAUAGCAUGCAGACACAAAUCAUAACCUGCUGUACCUUGAAUUGAACCCCUGCACACUGAGCCUCGAUUUUAGUGAGUUCUUAUUCUCAAAUCUCUGUCUUUGUAGACAACACACUGCUUGACUAUCUCUAGGUUGCUGAAAUGUUUGGCUGUUACAUAGAUCUACAUUAGAUCUGAAAACCCGAAGGACAUGAUCACAUUCAUCAUGACCCACCUGUAAGUGUUUGAUUUGUUUUCAGACUAAAUAUAAGACGAUACAGGAUAUGGUUUUAACUGUGCAGAAUAAUAAAAUACAAGCCUUGAUUUGUAGUAAACUCAUUCAUAAUUUACGAGUCAAACCAUACAAGGCGGAUGGCAGGCUUAACACGUUUCAGAUUUUCAGCGGGUGUCAAACAGUCAGAUGAUAGCAUCGCACAUCUCUUCCGACAACGUUUAUUACAAAUGAUGACAUACAUACAAAAGCAGUUUAUUUCAAGAAAAGUCCCCCAAACUAUUUUUCUACACCUGAACGAGAACCACGUGUCGUUCUCAGCUUCCUACUUUUUCUAACGGUGUUGUUCAAUCGUAUUUAUUCUCUCUCGCACUGUCUGGAAGCAUGACUCAUUUAUUUUGUCGUGACACUCGUGCGGUGCGCUGAGGCCACUAUGCAUCUUCUUGUGAUGAAGAAUAUAGCUUGAAAUCGACUUCUAUGCAUUUGUAUAUAAACACAUAUCAUGUUUGCCUUGACUGUUGGGUUGAUGGGGGCAGGGGGGCCGUGAGGGAGUCAAUUGCAGUCAGUUUGCUAGAGCUUUACCUCAUAGGCCUUUUUCAUAGAAAUGUCUUCGUAGGACAGACACAGGUGACACUCAUAACACUCAUUAUGGGUCUGUUCCUUUUGUCUACCAGGGCACUUGUAGUAGACUAAACUAGUGAAGGUAAGUAUGAUUCAUGUGCCCUGCAUAAAAUGGAACCCACCCAUAAUAAGUGGCAUCAAAAGUGUUUUGAGUGACACCUGUGUUUGUCCAAUAGUGACGCCUUUGUGAAAAGGGGCUAUAAGGACUGCAGGUCUAACAGCUAAAUCCACUCUCUCGCUUCUCUUGUGAUGCAUUGGUUCUUUUGAAUCUUUUCGAGUUUUACUUUCAACUUGAUGAUAAAAUGAUUCUAAACGCUGUCUUUUUUCAUUAAUUGUAGACCGAAAUCAACUGAUUGAUCGGCAAUUAACAGUAUUUCGAGCUCACUUAAAUAAAGGAAAGUGCUUCCUUGGAUUUUGAGAUGUAUAUCAUUGAAGAAACACAAUAUGGUUUAUCAUAAACUUUAUGCAAUGCAGUCGUUAUCUUUGGGUGGAAAAAUAGGCGAGGAAAUCCCAUUUCGAACAAAAUGACAGCUUCUGCGAAAAUGUUACAUAAUGCAGCAUUAAAGCUUUGGCAAUGUUAGUUAUUAAUGCUCAGCACAAUUCUGUAGGAUGAAUC
This is a messenger RNA of Gadus chalcogrammus (walleye pollock), 3942 nucleotides long. It is a transcript of the gene cacnb2b, whose product is annotated as calcium channel, voltage-dependent, beta 2b. Gene Ontology annotation, biological process: neuromuscular junction development; calcium ion transmembrane transport; chemical synaptic transmission. Bases 21 to 1688 code for a protein of 555 amino acids. Gene Ontology annotation, cellular component: voltage-gated calcium channel complex. The record is from RefSeq and is a predicted model, not a curated record. Lineage: Eukaryota; Metazoa; Chordata; Actinopteri; Gadiformes; Gadidae. Gene Ontology annotation, molecular function: protein binding; high voltage-gated calcium channel activity. The transcript has 15 exons.